GGAACUAUUAAUAAAAACUACAUAAAAUACUGCAACUAUUAUAGUUAAUUAUGCAACUAUUUUCUUCUAUAAUAUAAAAAUAAAUCGCGAUUUCCUUCUUGAUGCUAUAACUCCAGAACGCACGAACUGAAUUCCACGGUUUUACAUUAGUUGGAAAGGUCUCGGGCUCCGUGAGGUUUAUAGCAAAGAAAAUUUUGGAAAUAAUCAAGAGAAAAGCAGGAAAACAGGGAGAAUUAUUGGUGGCGAAGUGGCCGGGUUUGCUAGUUAUUAAUAUUUUUUAAUAGUUUUUUUUUACGCAAGUCUUCUGUAUUGUAAGGAAACAGCGUCUACACAACCAAUCAAAUAUUUUUCUAGAAAUGUUGUACACAGUUUAAUGGAACUGAAGUUUAAUUUUGUGAAAUCGAGUCUUGGAAACUAUUUUGUAUAAUUUUGGAGGCCGCCAUUUUAGUAACCGUCGUAAUGUUUAUAACUGUAGUAUUUGUUACAUUAUUCACAAAAACAAUCCUUGGGGAUGGCAGUUAUCAUUCAUGUGUACCAAACACACAGUUCUUAAUGAAUGGCCGACUAUGUUACUGCAACAGUAUGGGCCGUUGGAGUGACGGCACAUGUCAGACGAUAGGACGACGACAAACCUGCCAACCAGGCCAGAUCAUUUGGGAGGAAUGUAGCCAGUGCAUCUGUCAGGAUAAUGGAAAGCUCCUCUGCACAGACACAGAAUGCUCUGAAGAUGUAACGAAGAAGAAUACGACUAAUUUAGAGAUGGGGUCCGAAUUGUGGUGCACUCCGUUCAGGUCUUACUACAUCAAUUGCAGUCUCUGCGUGUGCCCUGCGUCUGGGAAGAUGUCAGAAGCCCGCUGCGCCACUGACUCCUCAUGCUCCCUAAAAGGCCCCAAUGUCUCCCUCGACAUGCUCACACAGAACGUUUGUAUACCAAAGGUCAUGUACUUGUUCAGCUGCCUACACUGCUUAUGUUCUGAUGAAGGUUCCUUUAUUCAGAAUAAAUGCGUAGAAACAUGUCAUAAGCUCCCUAAAUCAGCAAGGAGAUGUAUACCCAGAACCUUCUACCGAGUCGAUUGUAAUGUUUACCGAUGUCCAGAAACAGGUGUACCCGAUGAAACUAUGAGAUCUAAAACGAAUUGCAAUAAGAAACUUAAUCCACUCACUUCUUUAGUUAAUCUGAGAAAUAUCACAAUGCCGUGUACAGCCAAUAAAUAUACGAAACCAAAAUGCAUUUAUUGCGAAUGUAACUCACAGGGCGUUGUGAACGAAAGCAGUUGCUUAGAACAAGAAUGUUUGAAAAUUGAAGACUUCAAGUAUGACUCUGUUAAGAGCACGUGUAGUCCUGGAGAGCUGGUGCCUACUUGCAUGGAAUGUUUUUGUCCCCGAAGCGGUUUCACCACAGAAAAGUAUUGCACGAGAGUCUGCUCGUUCCAGAAUAAGUUGAUCAUGCUAGAACGAGUGUUGAAGGACACAAACACUUCCAUAGACCGAAAUACUGUAAAGGAAGUUAAUGGUGGUGAUACUUGCGAGCCUAAUUCUCUUAUAGUCGACCAGGGCAGGCAUUGUUUAUGUCCAGAAAACGGUAAUGCUAAUCUCAAGCUCUGCACUUCAGUCACUGAUGUUAUUACUGGUCCUAAGAAAACUCAAAGAGUAUUAAUAGAUAAUAAUUCCAUCAUUGAUUACAAUGUAACUUGUGAACCAAAUACAUUCAUUGAAUUCGGAUGUAACACUUGUUAUUGCACAAAAGAUGGAAAAAUCAACGCGAAAUGGUGUACUUUUGAUGACUGUCAAUCUAAGAAUACAAUACAAGAGUCGCACAGGAGUCGCAUUGAGUCCAUGAAAACACAAACGAUGCCUACAUGUGUUGCAGGAUCGAUCACAAAAGUAGAUUGUAAUUUUUGUAUUUGCAGUCCAUCUGGGUUAGUGAAGGAUAGAUCGUGCACCAACAACACUUGUAGCGGUAAAUACAAGCCGGUCUUCAAUGAAUUUUCAUGCGAACCGUCAUCCUAUUACACGGUCGAUUGCAACAUUUGCUUCUGUGGGACAGAUGGUAUCAAAAACGUGCACAAGUGCACUAAAAAUCAAUGCGAGUCUAAUUUCCUGAGGUCUGAUUCCUGCUCUCCGGGUGAGCUGUUUAGUGACGACUGCAACAUCUGCGUCUGUCCACCAAAUGGAGAUAAGAAGGACAAAGCUUGCACAAAUAGAACAUGCUCCGAAUCAGAUACACCUUGGAAAAAGAUAUUUAAGCUGUCACAGAAUCUAUCAGGCAACCAGGUGGUAGAAGACUCGACAAAGAAUUUGGACCUCUGCUUUCCCGGUGAGGAGUUUCAACAAGAUUGUAAAAUCUGUAUCUGUCCAGACGUUGGGUUAAGAGAGUAUGCGUCGUGUACACCCGCGUCGUGUGACAAAUCGAAAAUUAUUAGUACAUCAAAACCACUGAGUAUUUUAAGAGGAGAUUACAGUGAAGAUAGAUUCGGCUAUGAUUUUGUUGGUGGUGACACUGAAGGAGUUGAGGAGGAAAUGAGGGAUGCUGAUGAUGGAGUAGCCAGUCUGUUGAGGGGAACUGAUAGGGAAGGAGAGGAAGAGGAACCAUUCAUCAAUACUCGAAGGGAAUCGAACUGUAUCACUUACAAUGUCACCGACAGUUCUGAGAGACAAAUUUGUACACCAGGAUCCCAGUAUAUUAUAAGGUGUCGGAUAUGCAUCUGUCCUUACAUGGGCAACAUCAACCAUUUCUGUCGCCCGCUGCCCCCGCAUCAGUACUGUGAACAGGCGUUCCCAAACUUCAACUAUGUUCCUAUGGGCAGGAGAGUUGGAAGCGGUAAUACUAAUACAACAGUGAAUGGAACCCUGAAAUACCCGAUCCAGGUGACGAUUCCUCACAACCACACGAUGCACAGGUGCGAGAAACCAGGCAAACUGACGGACGAUUGCUUUAUCUGUGAAUGUGAAUCGGACAGAAUCCUUGUCGAAGAACAUUGUUACAAGAGUGAAGACAAGGCUUGCGUUAAUGCUACUCCAUCUUUCAUGAAAUUUGGAGAACACCCUAUUUAUGUUAAACACUACAAUAAGGAUGAAAAAGUAGUGUAAUGAUUUGUUCGUUUAAAUAAAUGUUGUAUUAUUUA
Messenger RNA from Spodoptera frugiperda (fall armyworm), 3125 nucleotides. RefSeq lists its product as uncharacterized. The transcript is spliced from 6 exons. Gene Ontology annotation, molecular function: peptidase inhibitor activity. Bases 460 to 3090 code for a protein of 876 amino acids. Lineage: Eukaryota; Metazoa; Arthropoda; Insecta; Lepidoptera; Noctuidae. The record is from RefSeq and is a predicted model, not a curated record.